AUGGGGUUGGGUAAGAGCGCGACUGCGGGCAGUGGACGGGAGCGGCGGGCGAGCCGCCAGGCUGACUGCCUCUGCCUGACCCAGACCCCCCGGGGCCGGGCCAGCAGCCUGCCCACGACCUCCCGCGGCAAGCGCUUUCAGCUUUGGGCCCUAGGACUUUUCUGCACCGAGCGCCACCUGGCCAGGCGCCUCAAGAACAACAGCUUCUACCCGUUUACGCAGCUGCAGCCCGACGCCCCGCGGCCGCUCAGGUGGUCCCCGCGGCGCCAGCAGGUGCGGAAGCAGGAGACUUGGGGCUUCUCGGCGUACGGCAUGGGCGUGGGCCUGUGGCUCAUGAUCUCAUCGCUGCCGCGGCGCCGCCUGGUGCUGAACCACGCGCGCGGCUUGUACCACUUCUCCAUCGAGGGCCGCACCGUGUGCCAGGGGCCCAUGCACCUGCUCUACGUGCGCCUGGCGCUCAGCUCCGACGCCUACGGAAGGUGUUUCUUCCAGCUGGUCCUCUGUGGUCACAAGCUAGAGCCGCUGGUGCUGGUGCAGCUGUCGGAGUGCUACGAGCAAACGGAAUACCUGGGCCGUCACAUCGCCCGGAAACUCAACAUUAACUACUUCGAUUAUCUGGCCACGUCCUACCGGCACGUGGUCCGCCACUGGCCUCUGGGGUCGACCUUCAGCCCAGGCAUCCUGUUGCGCAAGAACCGCAUCUACAGAAAGCCGAGCCGCUCUCUGUCCGACCUGGAAGUGUGACUCUGUGGGCCUGUCCUCCUCCCUGCCCCCUACUCCCAGGAGUGCAUUCUCCCCUCCAACCUCUUCCCGGGCCUGUCACUUUCAGUCUGGG
Galeopterus variegatus (Sunda flying lemur) is the source of this 835-nucleotide messenger RNA. RefSeq names its product transmembrane protein 249 (gene CATSPERQ). The coding region runs from base 1 to 744 and encodes 247 amino acids. NCBI's taxonomy places the organism in Eukaryota, Metazoa, Chordata, Mammalia, Dermoptera, Cynocephalidae. The record is from RefSeq and is a predicted model, not a curated record. The transcript is spliced from 5 exons.